AUGUCAGGAUAUUGUAACAAUUGUGGUGCAGCAGAUUUUACACCUGUGGAUGGUUUUUUCUAUUGUGCAGUGUGUAACACACAGUCACAGAUUCUUCGUGAAUUUGAUCUUGAUAAUGAAGGCACAUUUUUAAUUUCUACACCAUCAACGAAGAUUCGUCAGAAGAAGGCCAGAGCAGGCAAAAAUGAAAGGGAAAACAAAGUUGAGGAAGAAGAGGAAAUUGAUGAAAACUAUCAUUUGCCAGCCUUGAAACAGGAUUUCCCGACAUAUCUUGGACAUGCUGGUUUACGGUUGGCAACAUUUACAAAGCUACUUUCACAGUUUUCGGCUAUGCUAAUUCGUGAUUUUGGUGUGCUAGAGUGUGUAAAGUGGCAUGUUCUUAAUAUUCUGCAGCAUUAUCUUCAACGCUUCGGAGUAGCAUUCUGUAAGGAAGAAUUGGAUGAAGAAAACUCAUAUUGUCCAUUAAUAAAGAACGAAAAAUAUGAAGCGCAAAAAAAAGAGAAGGAGAUGAAAGUUAAGGCACAAAAAGAAGCGCAGUUGAGGAGUGGCGAUAACGUUAUAUCGUUAAUAUCAACUGCGGAUAUCACAGAAAAUUUGGAUGUUCAUACUUAUGAUCUCGAUAUGGAUGACUUAGAAGCUAUAAUUGAAAAAAGAACAAAGAUAGCAAAGGAUGCGUUUUCAACACUUUUGCGUGUUCCAAUGAGUAUGGAAAUUAUUAUGGUUAUUCUUUAUUUGGGAUGUCUGCUCUCCGGUGCAAAUUGGAUGUUAUUAUCUGAUAUUACACGGUGGUUUCGUGAAGGCCGAUUUCCGAUAUCGUUAUUUCAAUCUGCAGCUUUACUUGUUGGCGGAAAAGGAAACGAUAUCUUCAGUGCGAAAGGACUUUCUUAUUGUCCGAGGACACCAACAAUGCCGCUACAUGAAUACGUACGAACAAUUAUGGUGGUUGCUCAGUUAACCGAUAUUCCGAUCUUAACUCGCCUUAGCUAUAAUCUUAAUUUGCCGACUGAUUUCGUACAGCGCCUACACACAAUUUUUGUUAUUUCUUCUCCAAAUGUUGUUUUCGAUUCGCAAUUUAUUCAUCGAUUCGGGAAUGUUGAUUUGGAAGCAUUAUUGCAAAAGGCAAACAAUGCCUAUUGUGAUAAUAUCACUUUGGCGCUUGAGCAAAGCACUUAUCAGUUGGAAGAAGGUUGCGGUCGACAAUAUUCUAUAAUGCCAUCCGUCGAUGUCAAGGCAGUUGCAAUAAUACUUUUUGCUCUGAAGUUGAUGUUCGGUCUCGAUGAUGAUAAAGAAUUCAAUAUGAAAGCACAGUUCAAUGAAGUGAAUAACAAAGAAGAGCAAUUUAACUUCGGUGUUUGGAUGCAGCAGUUGAAAAUGCGCAUGAAUGUAUGGCGCGGUAGGCGUUUAAAGGACGUUUUAGAAAAAAGGACAACCGCCCUUCCCAAAUAUGACUUCAUGUUUGAAAAUUAUCGGACAGUACUCGUUCGUGAAAAUUAUCGAGGAGAAAAAGUAUCGCAGACUGGCACCGGUCGAGUAACGGGUGGUCGAAAUUUGUAUUUUAAAGGAUGUGUGCCGAGUAAUUUUGUUAUGGAAAAACGCGAUUAUGCAUUAUGCAGUACUUUUGAGGAUGAUUUCGAUUUCACGCCAUCACGAAGCCUCAGCAAAGAAGCUUUGUUAACACCUCUUCGUUAUCAAGCAACUCAUCAUCUUGAAUGGUAUGAAGAACUGGAAAAAAGUACUUCCGUAGAUAAUUUUAAAAACAUCGAUCGACAUAAUACCGAUGUUUUUUUCAAAUCAUUUAAAAAUCAACGGAUGGAAUAUGAAGUUGCGAAAGUCUCUGAAAACAAAAAAGUGCUAAAAAGCGAGGGUUCGUGUAACUCGGAUGAAAUGCGAACGAAAUGGCGCCAACUAUUUCCGUGCUCGGAAUAUUAUGAACCCUAUCCACGACCAGUAUACUGCCCUGGGUUACUCAAGGUUACUUCCGACGAACUGGUUUAUGUCCCUAUGAUUUAUACACCUGCGGUGGACGUUAUAUACCAAAGCGCAUCGCCAUAUUUCAGCGAGUCGUUCAGUGAUCUUCUUGAAAUCCUCUCUUUGAUGAUCGGAGAAGAUAUGAAAAUUGUUUACACUUUCUUUUUAAUGUUGGAGAUGAAAUGCUUAAUACCAAAUACAUUGAAUGACUUCAAUGAAAUUAUCAAAAAUUGUGAAAAGUUUACAAUUUGUGCUCAGGUAGAGCUGCUGGGUGACGAACCACGUAAUGUAAAAGUUCAGAUGUGUCGUAUAAUUGAAAAUAUCGCAAGGGCCGAUUUCAAAUUCUCGGUGAUUGAUGAUCCUGCUCCGGAAAAACGAUCAAAAGAGCAAAGAAAGCAACUGCUUGCAGCAGAACAUCCUGUGGAUCAAACCAAUGAUGUGGAAGAGGAAGACAAUAUGUUUACGACGACACAUAACGAAGAAUUAGCAAACGAUUUUAAGCGAAUGAAUUUGCAUCCAGAGGGAAAGCAAACGUCACCAUCGAAUAAAACGAAUACCAGUUUCAGAUCGACAUCUAAUUGUAAUACAAACAUCAUAACAAGUUUAAGCGAUGAUGAAAUAAGCAAUACUGUUCCUUCACGAAAACAGAAAUAUCGGAAGCAGGAUCUCAUGUCAGAGUUUUCGAAAACAAAUAUUUUUAAACGAUCAUUAACGGGAAGGAUCAAGAGUCGGUUCUCGGAAUAUUUUAAUUUCGAAUUUGAAACCUCAUUUGCGCUAGCAAUAUCGAAAUAUUGGUGA
This is a messenger RNA of Acanthocheilonema viteae, 2766 nucleotides long. The record is from the annotation of a GenBank genome assembly. Lineage: Eukaryota; Metazoa; Nematoda; Chromadorea; Rhabditida; Onchocercidae.